GGCGCUUCCUGAGGGGCGUGGAGGGACUGGCGGAUCCAGGAUCCCCCAAACUUGGGAACUUAGGGUUACCAGGGAGAGAGCGGAGGAGUAUCCGAGGAGCCCUAAACGCGAGGAUUCUUGAUGAAAAGCACUGUGAAGAAUGGUCUCUGCGGACCUGGAAGGGCUGAAACCCCAAUGACUCGAGAAGAGAAGGCCGAGGACGUUAAAGCAGACAUGAGUCAAGAACGAGUUACUCCUGGGCCGUGGACCAUUCACCGAGAUGGAGAAGUCCUUAUGAGGCUUUCAAAACACAGGCCAGGCCAUGAGACCCCCAUGACCACCCCUGAAUUUUUUCGGGAGUCAGUCAACCGAUUUGGGACUUAUCCAGCCCUCGCAUCAAAGAAGAAUGGAAAGUGGGAAGUUCUGAAUUACAACCAGUAUUACGAGGCUUGUCGGAAAGCUGCAAGAGCCUUACUCAAGUGGGAUGAUUUCAUGGAGCUUGGCAAUAGCAUCCCCGAGUCCCAGCUGGACCAGAUCAUAAAGAGCCAGAAGGCCAAUCAGUGUGCUGUGAUCAUCUACACUUCUGGGACCGUAGGCUAUCCCAAGGGGGUGAUGCUUAGCCAUGACAAUAUCACGUGGACGGCGGGGUCGGUGGCGAGGGACUUCCGUCUGGCUCAUGCUCCUGAGAAGCAGGAGAUGGUGGUCAGCUACCUUCCUCUCAGCCACAUCGCAGCUCAGAUGAUGGAUAUCUGGAUACCCAUGAAGGCUGGGGCUCUCAUCGACUUGGCUCAACCAGAUGCACUCAGGGGCACUUUGGUCAACACUCUGCAGGAGGGAAAGCCUACCGCCUUCCUGGGGGUGCCCCGAAUUUGAGGAAAGAUGCAUGAGAAGAUAAAGGAAACUGCUGGCAAAUCUUCAAGCCUGAGGAGAAAGGUGUUUUCAUGGGCAAGAAAUAUCGGCCUCAAGGUCAACUCAAAAAGGAUGCGAGGGGGACACGACACUCCCAUGAGCUACCGCAUGGCAAAGGCCCUCGUGUUCACCAAAAUCAAGAAUUCCCCUGGCCUGGAUCGCUGCCGCGUUUUUGUCAGCGGGGCCGCACCCCUCAACCAAGAGACUGCUGAGUUCUUUCUAAGUCUGGACAUACCUACAGGUGAGGCGUACGGUAUGAGUGAAAGCUCAGGACCCCAUUCCACGUCCAGCCCAGAGAACAACUACAGGAUUCUAAGUUCCGGCAAAGUCGUGACUGGGUGUAAGAACAUGCUGUACCAGCAGACCCAGGACAGCGUUGGGGACAUCUGCCUCUGGGGCCGGCACGUCUUCAUGGGCUACCUGGAGGGGGAGGACGCGACCGUGGAGGCCAUCGAUGAGGAGGGCUGGCUCCACUCUGGGGACCUCGGCCGCAUGGACAACCAGGGCUUCCUCUCUAUCGCGGGCCGCAGCAAAGAAAUUAUCAUCACUGCUGGCGGCGAGAAUGUGGCCCCCAUUCCCAUCGAGAACCUGGUUAAGGAGAAGAUUCCCAUCAUCAGUAACGCCACGUUAGUGGGAGAUAAGGCCAAGUUUCUGGGUGUCCUCCUGACGCUGAAGUGUGAGGUCGACAAGAUGACCGGAGAGCCGCUGGACAGAUUGAGCUGGGAGGCCAUCAGGUUCUGCCGGGAUGCAGGCAGCCAGGCGUCCACCGUGCCCGAGAUCUUGGAGCUGCGAGACCCCCCGGUCUACACGGCCAUCCAGAAAGGCAUAAAUGCCGUGAAUCGGUGUGCCAUCUCCAACGCGCAGAAGAUUCAGAAGUGGGUCAUCCUGGAGAAGGGCUUUUCCAUCGGCGGCGGGGAGCUAGGUCCAAAGACAAAGAUUAAAAGACAUUUCAUAAUCCAGAAAUACAAAAAGCAAAUCGACAACUUCUAUCAGUGACAUCAUUGGCAGAGCUGCUCCCGGCUGCCCCGAUGGCGAGACCGGCUUCUCUGGGCUGUGCCACCCAUGAGUCCAACACAGCUGGUCUCCCCCGAGCGGCAGCCUCCAAGAGGAAGACCCCAUUGCAACGUGAUUUGCUGCUCUGGGCAGGGACUUGACCCUCUCGUGUUUUUAACAAGUCAGAUCCCCUACGGGUCAGUCUCUUUGUCAUGCACCCGCUGAAGAGGUAGCCCCUCUCAGACCUGCCAUGCCUCCUGAAGCGACGGGGCCAUCACAGACCUCUGAAUUCCCAUGAACCUUCAGGGCGUGAUCCUGGGAAAGCUGAUGGGGACGUCUCUGAAGAACUGCCUGUUUAAAAGAAAGAUCUGACCUUGUGGGUUCCAACUGGCUUUUUUUCCUCUUCAGAGGGUUGACUUGAGACAUCAGAGAAGAAACGCUUUCACACGUUUGAAGAAGAACUGGGCCCCCGAACCUACUUGCCUUCCUGGGAGCAACUUGAAAACCCUUCCACCAAGUUCUGACAAUAAAGCACUUCAG
Messenger RNA from Kogia breviceps (pygmy sperm whale), 2421 nucleotides. The record is from RefSeq and is a predicted model, not a curated record. NCBI's taxonomy places the organism in Eukaryota, Metazoa, Chordata, Mammalia, Artiodactyla, Physeteridae.